AUGGCAGAUGCUCAAGCUAUCGGUUCAUUUUCGUCGGUGAACGCUGUCGUUAAUCAUGACUAUUGCUUCCGCAUUACAAAACCUGCUGAUCUCACCGAUGAUAGUACACCAGCUGAGAAAGCUCUUCAUAAGAAAUGGACCCGAUCGAACCAUCUGUGCCUUUUGUUCAUCAAGAAGACCAUUGGCAAAACCAUUAAAGGAUCGAUCCCUGAGUCUGACGAUGCAAAGACGUAUCUGACAAAUGUUGAAAAGCGGUUUGCUUUAGCAGACAAGUCACUUGUAGGCACUCUUAUGGAAAAAUUAGUGUCCAUGAAAUACAAUGGCAGCAGUGGCAUAGGCCAGCAUGUCUGUGAAAUGGUAAAUUUAGCUGUAGAACUUGAAAAGCUGAACCAGAAGAUGAAUGAACCAUUCCUUAUUGAGAUGAUUCUGCAAUCACUCCCUGAUAAAUUUGAACCAUUCAAGAUCCAUCGCAACAUGAAUGACAAUGAUCAGGAUCUGAAUACGCUUUAA
Telopea speciosissima is the source of this 510-nucleotide messenger RNA. RefSeq lists its product as uncharacterized. The record is from RefSeq and is a predicted model, not a curated record. Bases 1 to 510 code for a protein of 169 amino acids. NCBI's taxonomy places the organism in Eukaryota, Viridiplantae, Streptophyta, Magnoliopsida, Proteales, Proteaceae. The transcript is spliced from 2 exons.